GUCAAGUUAUUUUAGAUUUAGCUACAGCCGUGAAAGAGCUUGUAGAAAAUGGUCUUGAUGCCCAGGCCAAAGUAAUAGAGAUUAGGUUUAAAGAGUAUGGAAUACAAUCGAUAGAGGUGAUUGAUGAUGGUACGGGAAUCAAUCAACAUAGUUUCGAACAACUCGGAGAGGCUUUAAGUUCUCUCUGUGCUCUAUCAAAGGUUGUGAUUUUAACUUGUACACAGGAGGAAGCCCCCGCUGGAUUUAAAUUGGAAUUUGAUUCUCUCGGAAAACUUAUUAAAAAGACACCUAUAGCUCGUGAGCGAGGCACAACUGUGAUCUUGCAAGAUCUGUUUGAACCAAUUCCUGUUCGGCAUCAAGAAUUCAAAAAGAACAUAAAGCGGGAAUUUGGUAAAACCUUGACAUUAUUACAAGCCUAUGCCAUAAUUUGCAAAAAUUUGAAAAUCACUUGUUCAAAUCAACUUAAUAGGAGUGCAAGAACUGUAGCCCUCAGUACUAGCGGGAAUAGUAACAUUCGAGAUAAUAUUGCUAAUUUAUUUGGUGCUAAAACAUUAACACAAAUUGUGCCAUUUGAUUUUAACAUUCAAGUGACACCGGAAAAAACAAAAAAUGUUAAUAGACUCUGA
This is a messenger RNA of Racocetra persica, 626 nucleotides long. Lineage: Eukaryota; Fungi; Glomeromycota; Glomeromycetes; Diversisporales; Gigasporaceae. The record is from the annotation of a GenBank genome assembly.